AUGGGGCACCCGCCGCCAGCCUCCGAGAGCGACGCGCUGCUGCGUGGCACCACAGUUGAGCAGCUCACCAAGGCGCGUUACAGACCACACAGAGGUCGUAGACGUGCGACGCGCUUCUUAUCCCUCUUCAGCUGCUUCCAAGUCCUCGUAACAGGCCCGUGCUCUGGUCUCGGCGUGGCUAUUGCUGGUCUUUUAGUACUCGUGGGUGUGGCCUGCUCCACCAUCGCUUUGGUGGGCACCUACAGUGCCGACGAGUAUUUGUUUCUAGGAGCCAUCGCCUCUGCAUCGUUCACUCUGGUUAUUAUCGUCUCAUUCCUCACCAGUCCAGCAGUACGAGCACAUCCGAACCCGCUGAUUUUCAGUAAAAGUCUGGUGGAUUUAUUGUUGGCCUUGAUAUAUGUGGCCGAGUACUGUAUCACCGAGUUCUCGGACUCGGUGGCUCUACCAUUCCGCAUCGCUGCAAUCACACAAGCGCUGCUUAUCGCUGGGGAGUUCUGGUUCUUCGCUAUCCCCAUCGACAUGGUACAGUCCAUCACGAACCCCUUCACGUCGUACGCCCAUAAUUUCAGGGUCUAUUGGUUUUAUUCAGUGCUCAGCGGUAUCGUCUGUGGCCUGAUACUGUGGUCUCUCGGCGACGCGCAGGCAGCAUGCCUCAAGACGGGCGAUACUAACCCGGACUGCGAGAAAGUGCUCGAUGUCAAUGAACAGCGCUUCAUCUGGUUCCACCAUAACACGGACAUGCCGGGCUUCUUCUGGCAUCAAUGGAUCCUCUACCACAUGUGCGUCGUGGUGUAUCUACUCUUCGGUCUUGCGUGUAUGGUCUACGUCCGAAGCCGACUUCGUCGAGGACUGGAGGAGACGUUUGAAGUGCGACGGCGAGUGCUGUCGAAUGGAAUGCUCACGUGUGCGGUGUUUAUUUCGUGGUCAUUUCUAAUGAUCUGUCUGUUUGCGAUGACCAAUUCUGUGACUGUGAAAGCGGUGCUGGGGAAGACGCUGUUCCGCGAACUCAUCGACUUGAGCGCGUUCAUGCACGCUUCACGAGGCUGCGUCAACAUUAUCGUCUGGAUUGUGGUCAAUGCGCCGUAUUUCCCUUCGUUUUACGCAGAAGACUCAGCCGACACGACGAUACAGUCUCCGUUCGGAAAUGGCGUGCUAACUCACGGACCUUUUUCGCCUGCUGGGGACAGCUCUGGAUGCACUGAAGCUAGCGAGAUUCUGCGUGAGAAUUCUCACAAACACGAAGAGAAACUGAUGAAUCCGCAGCUGAAUGUGGCGUUAAGGAAGCAGAUGAUUCACAUGGCGACGAACGGGAUCAUUGAGUCCGUCCAGCACCACCAUCGAAUGCGACGCGAAAACGGGAACAAUCACACGUUCCAACUGGACUGGCAACGGUCUCCUCAGCGACGUAUUAGGCAGUUGGUGUCGUUAUCCUCGACCGGCGAUGUGGGCUCGCAGACGAUUCCUCCGAGGUCAAUGCCGAUUCUCCGCGCGAUGAGGAACUCGACGAUUCGAGUCGUGGAGGAGCCACGGGACAACCCGAGCAACAUGACGUUCACGUUCAUGCCGAUGGCUUUGACCGAGAUGCAGUUCUACGACUUUCAGCCGCGUGUAUUCGCGUCGAUUCGACAGCUUUAUGGAGUGAAUGACGCUGAGUACAUCUUCGCAUUCCGCUCGACUAUCAACGAACGUAUGAGCGAAGGUCGAAGUGGAGCGUUUGUCUUCAACACGUGCGACCGCAAGUAUCUGGUGAAGAGCACAACUUCGAAGGAAAAGAAUGUACUGCUGCGCUUGCUACCGACGUAUCUGCGCUAUCUCAAGUGGAAUCCUGGCACGUUGUUGCCUCGCUUUUUCGGGUUCCAUGCGAUGAAGAUGUACGGCCAGAUCUUCUACUUUAUCGUGAUGGGGAAUGUGUUAAGCACUACAGAAGUGAUCCACCGUAGAUACGAUAUCAAGGGAUCGUGGGUUGAUCGCAAUGCACCCGCUUGUGUCUUGGGAGAGAAGUACCGUUGCUCGAAAUGCAACCGGUUCUUCACCUUUGGAGGUGCACCUUUUGAACCGUGUUUCUUACCGGAUGAAGAGCAUUACCCUGACAUCACGCUACGAGACAAUGAUUUGAAGAAGCGGCUUAAGUUGGACACAGACACGGCAGUCAAGCUCGUGAAGCAACUGACUCGUGACAGUAACUAUCUCGCUAGUGCCGGUAUCAUGGACUACAGUCUUCUCAUUGGCACACACUACUCGCAUUUCACUAUCACGACCGAGUACAAGCGUGGCAUUUCUCGUCGAAAGUCAGUGGAACUCACCGCGUAUUGCUCGGAUAGUCACGAACCGAAGCCUGACAUGGAUCUGCUCCCUCAUUUCAACGAGAAUCGCCGCUCUAGCUUAGACGACGUUGUGCCGGAAGGAACGAGACCCUCCGAGUCUUCUGAUCUUUCGUAUGGAGGACGCUCGUCUGAUCUGUCGCAGGGACCAUCACAUCCCGUGGAGCGACCAGUGUAUCCUCAGACCCACGCAUACCACGCACAUCAAGUCUCUGGCCCUAGUAAGUACUAUUUCGGCCUGGUCGACAUCUUACAGGAGUGGACAGUUGCGAAGCAGGCUGAGCGUGCCUACAAAGUGCGUGUAUUACGAAAAUCGCGUAAAGGGGUCUCUGCGAUCCCGCCCAAGCCGUAUGCUCGACGCUUCCAGCGGAAAAUGAAGCAGCUUUUCAUCACGAUGCCGACACAUCCGCUCGAGUCGAACGAUGAAGAUGCGCUCGGUGAGAUUCCGGCGCAUCAAGUGUGA
Phytophthora infestans T30-4 is the source of this 2784-nucleotide messenger RNA. RefSeq names its product phosphatidylinositol-4-phosphate-5-kinase (Pi-PIPKD10). The record is from RefSeq and is a predicted model, not a curated record. Gene Ontology annotation, biological process: phosphatidylinositol metabolic process. Lineage: Eukaryota; Oomycota; Peronosporomycetes; Peronosporales; Peronosporaceae. The transcript has 2 exons. Gene Ontology annotation, molecular function: phosphatidylinositol kinase activity. Bases 1 to 2784 code for a protein of 927 amino acids.